This is a messenger RNA of Dermatophagoides pteronyssinus (European house dust mite), 3352 nucleotides long. It is a transcript of the gene CCT4, whose product is annotated as chaperonin containing TCP1 subunit 4. Gene Ontology annotation, biological process: protein folding. Gene Ontology annotation, molecular function: ATP binding; ATP-dependent protein folding chaperone; ATP hydrolysis activity. The record is from RefSeq and is a predicted model, not a curated record. Lineage: Eukaryota; Metazoa; Arthropoda; Arachnida; Sarcoptiformes; Pyroglyphidae.
AACCGAAAAAAAUCCGUUUCAAAUCGUAAACUCUUGUUUCUUUUUUUCAUUUUUAUCCAGAAAAUCUUUGAUCAAAUAAUAAUGACACAUCUUCAACGAUUAAGCAUACAAGGUAUACGAAGUUUUGAUCCAAAUGAACCACAAGAGAUUCGAUUUUUCCCACUUACAAUUAUUAUCGGUCCAAAUGGUGCGGGUAAAACAUCGAUAAUUGAAUCAUUAAAAUAUGUUACAACCGGUAUGAUGCCACCAAAUAGUAAUAGUGGAAAAACAUUUAUUCAUGAUGUACAAUUUAUGGAUAAAUCAAUUGUUCGUGGACAAAUUCGUUUAUUGUUUACUGAUGUUGAAAAAAAAUCCACAAUAAUAACACGCUCGAUGCAAGCAACAUUAAAAUAUCUAAAAGAUAAACCACAGAUAACAUUUCGUCAAAUGAAUGCUGUAAUUAAACGUGGUAAUCGAUCGAUUGAUCAAAAAUUAGCCGAUAUUAAUGCCGAACUAUUAGAAUUGAUCGGUGUAUCCAAAGCCGUAUUGAAUAAUGUAAUAUUUUGUCAUCAAGAAGAUAUUCAUUGGCCAUUAAGUGAAGGUAAAAUUUUAAAAGAAAAAUUUGAUGAUAUAUUUGGUUCGGCUGCCUAUACAAAAGCAUUAGAAUCGAUAAAAAAAUUACGUGAUGAAGAAAUGAUUCAGCUAAGAUUAUUGGAAAAAGAUGUUGUUUUUACACAACAUAUUCGUAAAGAAGUUGAUUCAAAACGUAAACAAAUUGUGGAAGAAAAAUCCAAAAUUGAAGUUGAAAAAGAAAAAAUCCGAAAUCUGGAAUCAAAAAUCAAUCAACUUGAUAGUCGAAUAAAUGAUUUGAUUGAUAAUGAACAAUAUGCUGAAAUGAUGUCGAAAAAAAUAUCCGAAUUAAUUGGUUCGAUUGAUGAAAAACGAAAAAAUAUUGAUGAAAUUGGUAAAAAUUGUAACCAACCGGAAUUGAUCGAAUUAAAUCGUCAACAAAUUGAUGAACGUUUAGUUAAUUUUGAUAAAAAUUUUAAUGAAUCUAAAUCAAAAAAAUCAUCGCUUGAUUUACGAUUGAUCGAAUGCAAUGAACAAUAUGAUGAAAUUGCGAAAGAAAAAUCAAAAUUUUCAUAUCAUCAAGCACAGAUUGAUUUUUAUAGAAAUCAAUUGGCAAAAUAUUUUGACAAUGAAAUCAAUGAUAUUGUUAAUGGUCAAUGGUCAUCGAUAUUAAUUCGAGAAAAUUAUAAACAAAUCAAUCGAAAUGAUUGGAAAUCGAUUAAAGACGAAUUUUUUGAUAAUUUUAUUGAAUAUCUUCGAAAAUUGAUUGAAAAUUCAGAGAAUUUAAUUGAAAAUAGUCAACAUGAGUAUUCGAAAAAAGAUUCGGAACUUCAACAACAGUUCGAUACAAUAAAAAAUGAGAAAGAUAAAAUUGAAAUGGAAAUUGAAUUUCGUAAAUCUGAACAACAAGAUCUACAAACAAAAAUCGAUACUAUUCAAAAUGAAAUGAAAAAUUUACCGGGAAAUUUUCUCACCAAAUUAGAUGCGGAGAUUUCAAAUCUUGAAAUGGAAUUGAAUAAAAUUAAUCAAAAACAAAAUGAAAUUGAUUCAAAAUCAGAAAUUGAUCGUUUAGAAGAACGAAAAAAAUCAUUACGAUCAGAAUGUGAUUCAUUGAAAGAACAUAUUGUUGCAGCCAAAGCCGUUUCAGAUGCCAUCCGAACAUCAUUAGGUCCAAAAGGUAUGGAUAAAAUGAUUGAAUCAUCGAACGGUGAUGUUACCAUUACGAAUGAUGGUGCUACAAUCCUGAAACAAAUGCGCGUAUUACAUCCAGCCGCAAAAAUGUUAGUCGAAUUGAGUAAAGCACAAGAUAUUGAAGCUGGUGAUGGUACUACAUCGGUAGUUGUAUUAGCCGGUUCAUUGUUGGAUGCAGCGGAUAAACUUCUUAAACGUGGUAUUCAUCCUUCAGCAAUUUCCGAUUCAUUUCAACGUGCUGCAACAAAAUCUGUUGAAAUAAUGGAAGGAAUGUCAAUUCCAGUCAAUUUGGAUGAUCGUGAUACAUUGAUCAAAGCGGCAACAACCAGUUUGAAUAGUAAAGUUGUAUCACAACAUUCAUCACUUUUGGCACCAAUAUCGGUGGAUGCUGUAUUGAAAGUACAAGAAAAUAAUAAUGUCGAUCUAAAAGAUAUUAAAAUCAUUCGAAAACUAGGUGGAACAUUGGAUGAUACGCAAAUGUUUGAUGGUUUGGUUUUACCGCAAAAAUUUGCCAAUGAUUUUGGUAUGAAAAAAAUUGAAAAAGCUCGUAUCGGUUUGAUUCAAUUCUGUGUAUCACCACCGAAAACUGAUAUGGAUAAUCAGGUAGUUAUAUCGGAUUAUACACAAAUGGAUCGAAUAUUGAAAGAAGAACGUCUUUACAUUUUGAAUAUUGUAAAACAAAUCAAAAAAACUGGCUGUAAUGUUCUACUUAUACAGAAAUCUAUUCUACGUGAUGCAUUGAAUGAAAUGGCUAUACAUUUUUUUAACAAAGCUAAAAUUGCUGUCAUACGUGAUGUUGAACGUGAAGAUAUUGAAUUUGUUUGUAAAUCAUUGGGUUGUCGUCCGGUUGCUAGUUUGGAUCAUUUUGUACCCGAAGCAUUAGCAUCGGUUGAUUUAGUAGAAGAAGUUUCAGAUGCAAAAUUUAUACGUUUUUCUGGAAUUUCAUCACCAAAUGCUAAUCGUACGGUAAAUAUUGUUAUUCGUGGUUCGAAUAAAUUGGUUUUGGAAGAAGCUGAACGAUCAUUACAUGAUGCAUUAUGUGUUAUUCGUUGUUUGGUUAUACGGCCAGCAUUAAUAUCAGGUGGUGGUUCUUUAGAAAUUGAAUUAUCACGAAAAUUGACUGAAUUUAGUCGUACAUUGGUUGGAUUAGAUGGUAUAUGUUUUCGUUCAUUUGCCGAAGCAUUAGAAAUAAUACCAUAUACAUUGGCUGAAAAUGCUGGUCUUAAUCCGAUUGUUACCGUUACUGAACUACGUAAUCGUCAUGCAAAUGAUGAAAAAUAUACCGGAAUUAAUGUACGUUUAGGAUCAGUAUCGGAUAUGUUGGCCGAAAAUGUUGUACAACCAUUACAGGUUUCAAUUGCUGCUAUAACAUUAGCAUCGGAAACUGUACGAUCAUUAUUGAAAAUUGAUGAUAUUGUACACACUGUUCGUUGAUAAUAAUGAUAAAUAUUUUUGCAAACAUAUUGAUUUACUUUUUUUUUACCAGUUUUAAUAACAAAACUAAAAAAAUUGAUUAUUAUAAUACAGGUGUGUGGAAUAUACAUGUAAUGCAUUGCAUGUGGCAACCAAAAAAAAAAUUUAUUAAAAAAGAAUUUUUGAAAAUGUCCUGAAA